Messenger RNA from Neogale vison (American mink), 1134 nucleotides. Its product is annotated as translation initiation factor IF-2-like. The record is from RefSeq and is a predicted model, not a curated record. Bases 1 to 1134 code for a protein of 377 amino acids. Lineage: Eukaryota; Metazoa; Chordata; Mammalia; Carnivora; Mustelidae. The transcript is spliced from 2 exons.
AUGGGUAAGAAGCGGCGCUCCUUGCUGGGCUUGGAUCACCACCUGCGCCCGUGCUCGGUGCAGCGGCGUCUGGAGGAGUCGGGGCAGGAGGCGCGCCCGGGGGAGCGGGGGGAGUCCCGUCGCCGUUGCGCAGGGCGCGCGUCCGCAGACGCCGGCGAACUGCUCGGGGAGCAGCGGGCCAGAGUCCCCGAGGAGAAGCCGUCCCGGAAGGCAGCACCGGACUGCACGCAAGGAGGGACCCAGACUGCAGGGACUGGUCUGCACCCCGACACCCGGCGGGAGGGCACGGCCGCGGCUGGCCCGUCUCCCCAGCGCCCAGUUCGGGCCCGCACGCCCCGUCCCCGGGGAAGCCGCCUCGGCCGAGGCCAGGCCGCCGCAGCCCGCGCUACCCGCUUCCCAAAGGGCUACACGGUGGCGGCCGCGCGGCGGGCAGGCGUCCCGGGCACCGCUGUCCGCGCGAGCCUGGCUGUCUGCACCGUGGGCGCUCGCCAGCGGGGCGUGGAAGCCGAGCGCGCGGCCGGGGGUAGAGGAGCGCACCUGCCCUCCGCUGACCCCCGGCGCCUUCCUCACCCCACGCGGGCCCGCGCCGAGGACGUGUGCGUGGUCACUGCUGUGUCGCCAGCGGCCGCAGGCCCUCGUCCCCAGGUGGGGCCUCUCCCCGCCCGGCCUCGCACCUGCCGCCCCGAGCGCUUCCGAGGCCGCGCCGGGCGCCUGCCCCGUGGACCCCCGCCCCGCGUCCGGCGGCUGCUGCGGCCCACGGCCGCGGCUCGGGAGGCGCGAGGGGGCCGCCGGCAGCAGUUCCCCGCGCUGCCCUCUGGCCCCCGCGCCCCGGCGCUCCCCGCACCCGCAGCCCCGGGCGCAGCUCCGCGGUGUCCCGCGUCGCUCCCUCCUCUGCGCGGCGCCGCCCCGGCUCGAGAGAGCCUGCCCUUCCUCGCCGUGCCAGGGCCGCCUGCGGGGCAGGGUCACCGCCCCCACCCGGCCCCCACCCGGUCCCCCACCCCCGCGCCCACGCCGCCACCGCGGCCGCCCCGCCGGCCGGCCCGGCACCCGCGUGCCACUUACCGAAGCUCUGCGGGCGGGCGGACGGCCCCGCGCCCGGCCUCUGCUGCCCUCUGCGGGCCGCGUCCCCGCUAG